AUGGAGGGAAGUAAACAAACUUCAUCGAAUGAAACCGUUUCUGGUAUGCCCUUUAUGGGAUUUAAUCGUCCCAAAGAGACUGGUACACAAUACACAAGUGCUGGUGGUGGCGAAGUAUAUUUUAACCCUGGAGAUUUAGUUAAAUAUGUGUGGAAUUACAUUCGAGAUGAGGGUGGUCGGCAGGAAUACUCUGGUGUUUCCAUGGUUGGACCGGAUUUACACUCCCGUCCACCGGCGUGGUUGGAGGAUAAAAAUGUCUCCAUUGAUGGUACACCUCUCACAGAAGAAGAACGUCGAGCCCCAAAUUUCUGGCAAACAAAAUAUAGACGAGAACUGGAUGUUGGAGAAGCCAUUCAAGAAGUAAAGCGGCGUAGACGAGUGGAAGAAACACAUGAUAUUAUUGGAUCUUUUGAAUGGGUUCGUCGUAAACUUGGUUGGGCUGAACCUUUAGAUGAGACGCUAGCACGACAAAAGGUGGAAGCCCGUCAUCGGCAAAUGAAAGAAGAUGAUGCUAUGGAGAUUGGAGAUAAUCGACAGACUAGUCGCCAAGUUGGUUUAACAACUCCAUGGAAAGUAUUUAUGGAAUCUGUAGAAACUGGACAACCCAUUACAAAGGUAGCGAAUGAAUAUCGUCCGCAUAUAGAUUUUUAUGGUCUCGAUCCCUUUUUAAACUCUCCACCUUCAGUUAUUUGGUUUAGCACAAAGUGUGGUAUUGCCAUGGGUAUAGUGCAAGGUACAAUAAAAGCUAUUCAAGCUAUGAAUGUGGAUGUACAGUUUUUAAAAGCCUCUGGUGUAGGUAUUUUAUCGAUUUUAAAUAUGUCUGUAUUUGCCAAUGUUGUGAAAUGGGGUGGUAAUUGUUUUUUAUUCGCAUGUGCUUUCUCUAUUGGAGAUUGGAUAGCCACUUGGGUAAAGUAUCGUUUACUCCCACCUCAUGAUGCCAAACAACGCAGUACAUUAAAUUAUGUUAUUGGAUUUGCAAUGUCUGGUGGAACUGUUGGAAUCUUACCAUGGUGGAUUCUUGGAGAUAUGACCCUCGCUUUUCGACUUGGUGUUUCCGGUUUAUUUGUGGGUGGUUUAUUAGGCGUAGGUGUGGGAACUGUUAUUAGUCGUCUGGUGGCUCUUAACACCGCCCGGCUUGAGGCGACAAAUAGAGAGUUUCGUCGCUACGAGGCGUUAAUGCGGCGUCAGCGGAGUUGGAUGGAAGAAGAACGUGAAAAGGUGUGGAGCAAUAAACACGUCUGGUGGUGA
Messenger RNA from Trypanosoma theileri, 1248 nucleotides. RefSeq lists its product as uncharacterized. The transcript has a single exon. The record is from RefSeq and is a predicted model, not a curated record. Bases 1 to 1248 code for a protein of 415 amino acids. Lineage: Eukaryota; Euglenozoa; Kinetoplastea; Trypanosomatida; Trypanosomatidae.